Molecule: messenger RNA, 1356 nt
Organism: Pieris brassicae (large cabbage white)
Lineage: Eukaryota; Metazoa; Arthropoda; Insecta; Lepidoptera; Pieridae
Exons: 4
Source: RefSeq, a predicted model, not a curated record
CUCGCUGUGGUUGCGGGAGGUUGCCAAACCCCCGACCGGCAUUUGACCGCGUCGUUGCCGACCAACCGGCAUGCGAACGCAACCCUACCGACUGAUCGGCUUGUGACCCCACCGAAUAAGGGGCCCACGGCAGUCGCCCCUGGCGAUGUGACCAACCCGUUGCCGGUCUCUCGGUGGGCACAACCACGCAAACCACUCGUACUGACAGCAACAACUCACGAACAACUCGCGACGGAAGCGGAGACAAUCCUUCGAUACCUCCUGGUUACAGACAACUACGAUUCCGUUAACAACUUCAUCUCUCUCUAUGACGAGUUUACCAAAACCCAAGAGGCCUUAUUUGACCUAUUCAAACGGUAUGCUCCUCCAAUCAGGAGUAAGAAGCAUACGUGUGUGGGUUUGGGUAUUGAGCUGAUCCGAAGGUUGAGAGUUCUUGAUAAGAAAUUUCGAGGGUUCAAUGCGGCGAUGGGGCUUGUUUCCUGUGAGGAAGCAGUGGUGGACGUGCAUGAUUACGUGACCAGUGGGCCUGGGCCUGAGAGCGUGGCGAUGGCGGAAAAGGAGCACGUAAUGGUGGCCAUUCAGGUGGUUGUUGACGGAAGAUCUGGAGUCAUGCUUGCGGAUCCUGGGUACCAUGUGCCGAGGAUUGUCACUGUCAUGGCUGACCGCGCUUAUCCUCACACUGGUUGGUUCUCACAAUCUGAUGAGCCACACUGCAGGAAGGAGUAUGAAUACAGUUUCAAUCCCCAAAACAGUGCAUACGUGGAAUGGCAUGAACGCGUGACCCGAGGGACCACUGUCAAGUAUCAAACUUCUCUUGUAUAUGUGGGCAGACCAUACCUCGAUGGAGUCAAUGUUACGGAGAGGAGAAAUUUGGUGUAUAACUUCAGGAGUCUACUGGCCCGGGACCAAAAAGGACACCUCAUAGCUGGUCUCUACUUCCCCGUGGGAGGGAAAGGAAAAGAUGCCAUGUUCACUCUCUUCUUCGACAACGGAGAAAAGAGAAAGGCCAAAUACAAGUUCAGCAUUUUCUCUGAUCCUGAUAAUAUACCAAAAACCAUCUUGGAAGAAGUGGACCUCUGCAACAAACUGAUGAAUUACAAACCCGGUGAACUCCUGCGCAUCAUCUCAAAACUAGCUAAAGUCAUAUCAGACCAAUCAUUCAUUGAUCAACUCUUGGAGAUCAAUGAAGAAAUUUGCCGCCUUUGUCUCUGACGACAGCAAAAUGUCGGCGCUCGCAAAAUGGCCGACACUAAAUAAUUUUUUGAUUUUAGCAUAAUCACGUAUUUUUCUCAUUUUAUUCGGUUUAUGGGUUAAUCCUAGACUAGUUUUCUUUAUUUAAAUAUACUAUCCGCAAGA